Coregonus sp. 'balchen' is the source of this 18878-nucleotide messenger RNA. NCBI's taxonomy places the organism in Eukaryota, Metazoa, Chordata, Actinopteri, Salmoniformes, Salmonidae. The record is from the annotation of a GenBank genome assembly.
AUGUGGAAGAGGUUAGGCGAUAGGCUAGGGAUUGAAAAGGUACCAGGGUUUAUAGGAGUGACAUUAACAGUGCAUCUCUCCUCCCCAGGCCCAGUGGUGCAGCAUGUGAUGACCCACACCUGGAACAAAGGUUCCCUCAGCCAGAGCCGCAGCACAGGGUGGCGGGAACACUGCCCCCAUAGGCCACAUGGUGAGACCAUGGGUGGGGCCUGGCCUGAGCGCACGCUGCGAUUUGGCAGGACCAUGAAGAAGCGCGGGACCAAGCGAGGAAGGGGAGGGGUUAAAGAGAUGAUGGACAAGAGGGAGAAGACUCCGGAGCGGAAUAGGAGGCGAAGCAGGAAAUCAUAUCCCUUACGAGGAAGGGGAGGGGCUUCAGAGGAAGAGGGACUUAGCUGUCACGUUUUACUCACCCGGUUGGAGGAGGACAUCCGGGAGCAGGAGGACACCAGUGAGAGGGGGAAUGAUUCGCCCAGCCAACCGCCGGUCAAACCUGAAUCCCGGUGCAAGAAACUGGGCAAAGGAAAAGGCAAGGCCAAGGGGAAACUCCUGGCGAAGAAGAUGAUACCCAAAACUAAAUCAAAAACCACCAGUGAUGUGCAGGAGUCGCCGUUUCCAGAGCCACGUAAGCGACGGCUAGCUUCUCUCAACGCUGAGGCGGUGAACAGUCUACUGUUGGAGAGACCCAACGAGACCCAGCUGGCUGCCAAACAGGCCAGGAGACAGCAGGAGGAGCCCUCCAGCGGUGAGUCAACCCUGGGGACAGAUCCAGCUAGGGGAGGGGUGGCUGGAGGUCCUAAAGCUCCAAGAGCCAGCAGCAGCAAGGCCUCCACAUCGCACAAGCCUGAACUGUGUCGACGCUCCAAAAAAGCCAAGAAAGUCUCCAAGAAACUGGCCAAACCAGACAGAGGAGAGAAGAAAGAGACAGGGAUGAUGACUCUACAGAUGUUACACGCCCCUGCUCCUCGGCGGCUAGCCGGACUCAACGCUGCUGCGCUGCUAAAGUUAACGAGCACCUCCGCGACUAGCAAACAGCGAGUGAAAACAACAUCAACUACGACGACCGACUGCAAGACUACGAGCGCCGCAUCAGUUGAUGUGACGCAGAAGCAACCGCGACUGAAUCUUAAACAGUGUGGCCGCCAGCCUAAGCCGAAGGGAAGGAAGUUGAUUCCAGAACAGGGAGGCUGUUCAGCCUGCAAGAAGUCCAACUUUGAGCCCAAAGUGGAGUGGGAGUCUGGAGGUUGCACCCAUCGGCUAACCAAACCAGGCUACCAGUCGUGCAGCAUGCUAGCCUACCCGCUGAAGCCUGUUGUCAAAGAGGAGCAGGUGGAGGCAGAGCUGAGCCCGUACUACUGCUGCCCUCCAGAGGGCUCUGUGGAGUACUGCCACCGCCUAGCAUUGUUCCUGGGUCAGAAGGCCUAUGCCGACUCAGAAGAACGACCUUUAAACUCUGCCAUGACCUCUGUGAAGCAGGAGUGCCUGGUGACAUCGCCCUCCAUGGCCCACCCUCACUCCCAUGCAGCCCUGACCCUCAGCCCCCACCCCUGUCUCUGCACCGCUGACCCCGCCUGCUUCUCCAGCUACUACGUCCACAUCGCACACCCCGGAGCAACGUCGACCACCCUCAGCUCGCGACCUCUGAACUUUGGCCCCUCGACAAUGUGUCCCGGCAGGGUGUCUGGCUCCAAGCUGCUGGGUCCUCCGGUGUCCCACACCUCGACGCUGGCCCAACCUGCCUUCUGUGGCUCAGUGGGCUCGCCCUGCUACAGCGAGGCCUGCCGGGUCAGCGGCUACACCUACAGAGCCAUGCAGCCGGUCAACAGCAGGCGGUGUUCUUUCUCCACAGGCUGCUCCGGGUUAACACACGGCAUCAAGACAGGUAAGACAGGUAUGCCUACUGACUAGGCCCUAUAUGCUGAUUUAAAUGUUUCAGCAUAGACCAGCCUUCGUUGUUUUUUCGCUGGUGACCAGCCUUUGUUGUGCUUUUGCUGGGGACCAGCCUUUGCUGUGUUUUCACAAGUGACCAGCCUUCGUUGUGGUUUUGAUGGGUACCAUAAAUUAGCAUAUUUGGGGAGCAUGGUCUAAUCAGGGUUUCCGUUAGUAAAAUGUGGUGGCGGACAACGUCACAGGGAAGAUUUUAAUUUACAGGCUAUUUCAGAAAUUUACCGGACACAUAUGCAUUUACUGGAUCCAUAUGUAACCCAUUAGGGCGUCCACCCACGGUGCUCAGAAUGAAAGAAAUCACAUUUCGACUAUGGUAAUUAAUCUUAACCGAACAUGCAACUCCUGUAAUGAAGCAGCCAAUAAAAAGUCAUUUUCAAACAUUUGCCAAAAUGUUAAAACAGCGCACUUGAUGAGAGUGGUUCCAAAUGUGACAGAGAUUAAAAUCCCUGUUAGAGUUUCAAGUUUGGAGAACCUUACAAUUUAUCCUACAAUUUCUACCGAUCUGCCAGUUAUGAUGUUCAUAUGCGCAUUUCCGUGGAACAUUUUCAUUUAAAUAAUAACGUUUUCUCUAACUCUGUCACAUGGUUAAUCAUAAAAAUCUGAAUUAAAAUGGUAAACUAAUGUAAGAGCACCAGCCUCAGCCAUAUGGACGCAUUGAUACACCGUGAUCCAUUGGCGGCUAAAGAAAUGAGUGCAUGGAACUCAUAGCCUUUAGGUCAAUGCAGCAGUGGGCCUAUAACUUCCAUUGUCAACUAAGUCAAAAUACAUAAAGCCGACAAAUAAAACCAGUAGAAAAUAAGAUAAAUUCAGGCUCUUUCAAUUUCAUUAAUCUCUCUUCUCAGCCUGUCUGCCUCCCUUUCUAUAUGUCUUGAGAUACUAUUUCUAUCAAUUCCUCAUUACAUAUGUUUACUACUGGUGACAUACAGUGCCUUGCAAAAGUAUUCAUCCCCCUUGGCGUGUUUCCUAUUUUGUUGCAUUACAACCUGUAAUUGAAAUUGAUUUUUAUUUGCAUUUCAUGUAAUGGACAUACACAAAAUAGUCCAAAUUGUAGUCCAAAUUGGUAUAACGGAAAAGUGGUGCGUGCAUAUGUAUUCACCCCCUUUGCAAUGAAGCACCUAAAUAAGAUCUGGUGCAACCAAUUACCUUCAGAAGUCACAUAAUUAGUUAAAUAAAGUCCACCUGUGUGCAAUCUAAGUGUCAUAUGAUCUGUCACAUGAUCUCAGUAUAUAUACACCUGUUCUGAAAGGCCCCAGAGUCUGAAACACCACUAGGCAAGGGACACCACUAAGCAAGCGGCACCAUGAAGACCAAGGAGCUCUCCAAACAGGUCAGGGACAAAGAUGUGGAGAAGUACAGAUCAGGGUUGGGUUAUAAAAAAAUAUCAGAAACUUUGAACAUCCCACGGAGCACCAUUAAAUCCAUUAUUAAAAAAUUGAAAGAAUAUGGCACCACAACAAACCUCCCAAGAGAGGGCCGCCCACCAAAACUCACGGACCAGGCAAGGAGGGCAUUAAUCAGAGAGGCAACAAAGAGACCAAAGAUAACCCUGAAGGAGCUGCAAAGCUCCACAGCGGAGAUUGGAGUAUCUGUCCAUAGGACCACUUUAAGCUGUACACUCCACAGAGCUGGGCUUUACGGAAGAGUGGCCAGAAAAAAGCCAUUGCUUAAAGAAAAAAAUAAGCACACACAUUUGGUGUUUGCCAAAAGGCAUGUGGGAGACUCCCCAAACAUAUGGAAGAAGGUACUCUGGUCAGAUGAGACUAAAAUUGAACUUUUUGGCCAUCAAGGAAAACACUAUGUCUGGCGCAAACCCAACACCUCUCAUCACCUGAGAACACCAUCCCCACAGUGAAGCAUGGUGGUGGCAGCAUCAUGCUGUGGGGAUGUUUUUCAUCGGCAGGGACUGGGAAACUGGUCCGAAUUGAAGGAAUGAUGGAUGGCGCUAAAAUACAGGGAAAUUCUUGAGGGAAACCUGUUUCAGUCUUCCAGAGAUUUGAGACUGGGACGGAGGUUCACCUUCCAGCAGGACAAUGACCCUAAGCAUACUGCUAAAGCAACACUUGAGUGGUUUAAGGGGAAACAUUUAAAUGUCUUGAAAUGGCCUAGUCAAAGCCCAGACCUUAAUCCAAUUGAGAAUCUGUGGUAUGACAUAAAGAUUGCUGUACACCAGCGGAACCCAUCCAACUUGAAGGAGCUGGAGCAGUUUUUCCUUGAAGAAUAGUUAUGCACGCGCAAGUUUUCAGUAUUUUUUUGUCUUAUUUCUUGUUUGUUUCACAAUAAAAAAUAUUUUGCAUCUUCAAAGUGGUAGGCAUGUUGCGUAAAUGAUACCAACCCCCAAAAAAUCCAUUUUAAUUCCAGGUUGUAAGGCAACAAAAUAGGAAAAAUGCCAAGGGGGGUGAAUACUUUCGCAAGGCACUAUGUAAUGGGGAAUUUAUCAAAAUAAACAAUCAAAGGGCAAACAAUUCACACAAUGAAACAAUGAAUGCGCAAGAUUUGACAACUCAAUAAUCAGCUAGGCCUAUUGCCAUUUAGGGCUCCCGAGUGGCGCAGCGGUCUAAGGCACUGCAUCUCAGUGCUUGAGGCGUCACUACAGACCCCCUGGUUCGAUUCCAGGCUGUAUCACAACUGGCCGUGAUUGGGAGUCCCAUAGGGCGGCGCACUCGGGAGCCCCGGCGCGCAGGUGUAGGCCAUCAUUGUAAAUAAGAAUUUGUUCUUAACUGACUUGCCUAGUUAAAUAAAGGUAAACAAUUAAAUAAAGAAAUAUGCUCUGUCAAAAUUGUGAGCUUUCCAAAUAGGCAAGUUUGUGAUUUGAAACAAUCCGCAGCUAUAAAAAAUAAAAAAAAUCGAUUGAUUCUCAAUUCCUCUGUGGCUAUGUCAUGCUUUCUGGUGAAGUAUUUUGAGGUAUUUUAUUUAUUUCUGUAAAGACAGGAGUAAUUGUAUAAUUUUGGCAAAUUUAUUUCAAUUUACUUCCCUAGCAUAUUCGACGUGCCGCCACUGAAAGACUUCCUCAUAUGCCAUUUCUCUCCUGUUCUAUUGGUUUUUAUAUAAACUUUAUUUUGUUGUCCAGAAGCCAAAGGCACAAUCUUAGUCAUAUUAAUUUCCGUAGAUUUUCAAGCCAAUUGAAGUCAAAACUAUAACUAUGCCACUCAGGAACAUUCAAUGUUGUUUUGGUAUGCAACUCCAGUAUAGAUUUGGCCUUGUGUUUUAGGUUAUUGUCCUGCUGAAAGGUUAAUUUGUCUCACAGUGUCUGAUGGAAAUCAGACUGAACCAGGUUUUCCUUUAGGAUUUUGCCUGUGCUAAGCUCUAUUCCGUUUCUUUUUAUCCUAAAAAACUCCCUAGUCCUUGCAGAUGGCAAGCGUACCCAUAUCAUGAUGCAGCCACCAAUAUACUUGAAAAUAUGAAAAGUGGUACUCAGUGAUGUGUUGGAUUUGCCACAAACAUAACGCUUUGUAUUCAGGACAUAAAGUUAAUUUCUUUGCCACAUUUUUUGCAGUUUUCCUUUAGUGCCUUUCACUCUGUCAUUUAGUUUAGUAUUGUGGAGUAACUACAAUGUUGUUGAUCCAUCCUCAGUUUUCUCCAAUAACUGUUUUAAAGUCACCAUUGGCCUCAUGGUGAAAUCCAUGAGCGGUUUCCUUCCUCUCCGGCAACUGAGUUAGGAAGGACGCCUGUGUCUUUGUAGUGACUGGGUGUAUUGAUACACCAUCCAAAGUGUAAUUAAUAACUUCACCAUACUCAAAGGGAUAUUCAAUGUCUGCUUUUUCUAUUUUUACCAAUCUACCAAUAUAUGCUCUUAUUUGGAAAACCUCCCUGGUGUUUGUGGUUGAAUCUGUGUUUGAAAUUCACUGCUCAACUGAGUCCAUGCAAUUUAUUAUGUGACUUGUUAAGCACAUUUUUACUCCUAAAGUUAUUUAGGCUUGCCACAACAAUGGGGUUGAAUACUUAUUGACAUUUUAGCUUUUCAUUUUUUAUUAAUUUGUAACAAUUUCUAAAAACAUAAUUCCACUUUGACAUUUUGGGGUAUUGUGUGUAGGCCAGUUACCCAAAAUCUCAAUGUAAUACCUUUUUUCAUUCAGACUGUAACACAACAAUAUGUGGAAAAAGUCAAUGGGUGUGAAUAGGCCUGCUUUCUGAAGGCACUGUACGUAGAAUCUAAAUGGGUUCCCCUACAGGGACAAAACGAAGGUUCUACAUGGCACUCAAAAGGGUUCCCCCAUAGGGACAAAUGAUUGGAACCAAUAGACAUUCUAUCUUUUAACAAUCUUUAUCGUACCCACUGAUACAGUGGUGAAGCAGGAAAUUCAGGUCGCUGGCAACCGAGACGUUCAGUUCAAAUCCCAAGUGAGGUUGACUCCCAAGUUAUUAGAAUUUUGCUGGUAUGCAAAACCACGCCCAUCAUAAUCAUAUUUCCCAGCAUGCUCUAUUGCAGUUUGCUUUUUAGAAUUGUUUGUUUCAGUAUCUGUGGUUUUGCAUGUACAGGGAGGGACAAAAGUAUUUGAUCCCCUGCUGAUUUUGUACGUUUGCCCACUGACAAAGACAUGAUCAGUCUAUAAUUUUAAUGGUAGGUUUAUUUGAACAGUGAGAGACAGAAUAACACCACAAAAAUCCAGAAAAAUGCAUGUAAAAAAUGUUAUAAAUUGAUUUGCAUUUUAAUGAGGGAAAUAAGUAUUUGACCCCUCUGCAAAACAUGACUUAGUACUUGGUGGCAAAACCCUUGUUGGCAAUCACAGUGGUCAGAUGUUUCUUGUAGUUGGCCACCAGGUUUGCACACAUCUCAGGAGGGAUUUUGUUCCACUCCUCUUUGCAGAUCUUCUCCAAGUCAUGAAGGUUUCGAGGCUGACGUUUGGCAACUCGAACCUUCAGCUCGCUCCAAAGAUUUUCUAUGGGAUUAAGGUCUGGAGACUGGCUAGGCCACUCCAGGACCUUAAUGUGCUUCUUCUUGAGCCACUCCUUUGUUGCCUUGGCCGUGUGUUUUGGGUCAUUGUCAUGCUGGAAUACCCAUCCACGACCCAUUUUCAAUGCACUGGCUGAGGGAAGGAGGUUAUCACCCAAGAUUUGACGGUACAUGGCCCGUCCAUCGUCCCCUUUGAUGCGGUGAAGUUGUCCUGUCCCCUUAGUAGAAAAACACCCCCAAAGCAUAAUGUUUCCACCUCCAUGUCUGAUGGUGGGGAUGGUGUUCUUGGGGUCAUAGGCAGCAUUCCUCCUCAUCCAAACACAGCGAGUUGAGUUGAUUCCCAAGAGCUCGAUUUUGGUCUCAUCUGACAACACUUUCACCCAGUUCUCCUCUCAAUCAUUCAGAUGUUUAUUGGCAAACUUCAGACGGCCCUGUAUAUGUGCUUUCUUGAGCAGGGGGACCUUGCGGGCGCUGCAGGAUUUCAGUCCUUCACGGCGUAGUGUGUUACCAAUUGUUUUCUUGGUGACUAUGGUUCCAGCUGCCUUGAGAUCAUUGACAAGAUCCUCCCGUGUAGUUCUGAAUGAUUCAAAUCAAAUCAAAUUUUAUUGGCCACAUGCGCUGAAUACAACAGGUGCAGACAUUACAGUGAAAUGCUUACUUACAGCCCUUAACCAACAGUGCAUUUAUUUUUAUCAAAAAAGUAAAAAUAAAACAACAACAACAAAAAAAGUGUUGAGAAAAAAAGAGCAGAAGUAAAAUAAAAUAACAGUAGGGAGGCUAUAUAUACAGGGGGGUACCGGUGCAGAGUCAAUGUGCGGGGGCACCGGCUAGUUGAGGUAGUUGAAGUAAUAUGUACAUGUGGGUAGAGUUAAAGUGACUAUGCAUAAAUAAUUAACAGAGUAGCAGCAGCGUAAAAGGAUGGGGUGGGGGGGCAGUGCAAAUAGUCCGGGUAGCCAUGAUUAGCUGUUCAGGAGUCUUAUGGCUUGGGGGUAGAAGCUGUUGAGAAGUCUUUUGGACCUAGACUUGGCACUCCGGUACCGCUUGCCGUGCGGUUGCAGACAGAACAGUCUAUGACUAGGGUGGCUGGAGUCCUCACCGUUCUCAUGAUCAUUGCAACUCCACGAGGUGAGAUCUUGCAUGGAGCCCCAGGCCGAGGGAGAUUGACAGGUAUUUUGUGUUUCUUCCAUUUGCGAAUAAUCGCACCAACUGUUGUCACCUUCUCACCAAGCUGCUUGGCGAUGGUCUUGUAGCCCAUUCCAGCCUUGUGUAGGUCUUCAAUCUUGUCCCUGACAUCCUUGGAGAGCUCUUUGGUCUUGGCCAUGGUGGAGAGUUUGGAAUCUGAUUGAUUGAUUGCUUCUGUGGACAGGUGUCUUUUAUACAGGUAACAAACUGAGAUUAGGAGCACUCCCUUUAAGAGUGUGCUCCUAAUCUCAGCUCGUUACCUGUAUAAAAGACACCUGGGAGCCAGAAAUAUUUCUGAUUGAGAGGGGGUCAAAUACUUAAUUUCCCUCAUUAAAAUGCAAAUCAAUUUAACAUUUUUGAUAUGCGUUUUUCUGGAUUUUUUUGUUGUUAUUCUGUCUCACACUGUUCAAAUAAACCUACCAUUAAAAUUCUAGACUGAUAAUUUCUUUGUCAGUGGGCAAACGUACAAAAUCAGCAGGGGAUCAAAUACUUUUUUCCCUCACUGUACAUUGAUUGAUUAAUUAAUCUAUUGAUAUAUCUUAUGCUAUACAAAGAUAAAUAACAUACAUAUUUCUAAACUAAUCCAAUCUGUUAGUUGGUUGUUCCAGUUUAGAUGGUUCAGGUAGUCUCAUUUAUUCAUUUUUCUAACCCUGGCAGUCAUUCUGAAUGCAGAUUAUGGGAAUCCACUCUGGCUGAAUUCCAAUAGGAGUUAAACCUCACUUUUCAAGCCAGCAUAAUGUGAUUUGAUGCUGGUUUUGCUUUAGCUUAUGCUGGUCACCAGCGAAAACACAACGAAGGCUGGUCACCAGCGAAAACACAACGAAGGCUGGUCCGCCAGAAUAACCAGCUAGAGCAUGCUGGUCAGACCAGCUUGACCGUGCUGGUCUGCUAGCAGAACCAGUUUGAAAUGUAUGCUGGUCUAUGCUGUUUUUUUCAGCAGGGCUGUUCUUCCUCCCUUCUCUCUUUCUCUCUCUCUCUCUCUCUCCCUCUCCAGAGGGUUACUCCUCCCCCAAAGGCGACCACAGCCCCUCCCUCCUGGUCUCCCCCUCCCUCCCCCUCUCGGGCUGCCCCCUCCCCACCACCCCCUCCUCCACCCAGGCCAAGCCCCAUCUCCUCACCCCCCUGUCUGACCGCAGCGUGCCCCAGGCUAGACUGAAGCUGGCCAGGGAGUGCCCUCAGAGCACCAAGCCACCUAACGGCUAUCUGUCCAUGGGGAGAACCAGCCUGUCGCAGAAACAGCCAGCCCCGACACCCUGCUUGUCCCCCGCCAAGCAGAAGAGGGUCAGCCACCGACGGGCCACCAACGGGUGGCUGCCUGUAGGAGUGCCCACGGAGAAAGAAGUGUUCAUUGCGGUGGGUUGGAUCAAGAGUUUGUGUGUGUAUGUGUUGAGGUACUGACAAUUUUCUUCCCUCAUACUACCAUGGCAACCUGACCAUUCCUAGCUUUCAAUUGGUUUAUUGUUGUUAACCCUAUCAGUCCAGAGACCUCAGCAAAAAUGAACAUUUCAUUUAUCUGACUUUCAUUUAUCUGCAUGUCCAGCCCUUGUAUUUAGCCUCACAAUUAAGUGUUAUACCAUUUUCUUUUCAGGACAACCAGGGCUACAAGUAGAACACAAAACAAUUUGACAAAAACAGCUGUAUUCAUUAGUUUUAUUGACAAAUGUCACAUCAACAAAAAAAGAUCAGCCUAAGCAAAAACCUGAUAAAAAUGGAUUUAUAUGAAUGCUGUAAGUACAGAAAUGAUUUGCUCACUGGGUAAUGAAUAUCCAACUACUCAGUAACAACUGUGUGGAGUUUGGCGUUUGUGACAGCAACUAUGUGAGCUUAUUACAGUAUUAUAGACACUAUGUCCUGGGAUUUCCUAUCUUCUAUGUUGAAAAACCCCUUACCUUCUAACGACUCUUGUGUAGCUUGUGAAAGUCCUAGAGCAAAACAUGUUACGUAUUCGUGUUCGUGAGAGUCUCAGCUUUUCAUAGAUACAGUGCAUUCAGAAAGUAUUCAGACCCCUUCUCUUUUUCUACAUUUUGUUACGUUACAGCCUUAUUCUAAAAUUGAUUAAAUAAACAAGAUUCCUCUUCAAUCUACACACAAUACCCCAUAAUGACAAAAUAUAUUUUUGCUAAUGUAUUAAAAAUAAAAAACAGAAAUACCUUAUUUAUAUAAGUAUUCAGACCCUUUGCUAUUAGACUCGAAAUUGAGCUCAGGCGCAUCCUGUUUCCAUUGAUCAUCCUUGAUGUUUCUUCAACUAGGAGUCCACCUUUGGUAAAUUUAAUUCAUUGGGCAUGAUUUGGAAAGGCACACACCCGUCUAUAUAAGGUCCCACAGUUGACAGUGCAUGUCAGAGCAAAAACCAAGCCAUGAGGUCGAAGGAAUUGUCCGUAGAGCUCUGAGACAGGAUUGUGUCGAGGCACAGAUCUGGGGAAGGGUACCAACACAUUUCUGCCGUAUUGAAGGUCCCCAAGAACACAGUGGCCUCCAUCAUUCUUAAAUGGAAGAAGUUUGGAACCACCUAGACUUCCUAGAGCUGGCCGCCCGGCCAAACUGAGUAAUCGGGGGAGAAGGGCCUUGGUCAGGGAGGUGAACCCGAUGGUCACUCUGACAGAGCUCCAGAGUUCCUUUGUGGAGAUGGGAGAACCUUCCAGAAGGACAACCAUCUCUGCAGUACUCCACCAAUCAGGCCUUUAUGGUAGAGUGGCCAGACGGAAGCCACUCCUCAGUAAAAGGCACAUGACAGCCCGCUUGGAGUUUGCCAAAAGGCACUUAAAGGACUCUCAAACCAUGAGAAACAAGAUUCUCUGGUCUGAUGAAACCACAAUUGAACUCUUUGGCCUGAAUGCCAAGCGUCACAUCUGGAGGAAACCUGGCACCAUCUCUACAGUGAAGCAUGGUGGUGGCAGCAUCAUGCUGUGGGGAUGUUUUUCAGCGGCAGGGACUGGAAGACUAGUCCGGAUCAGGGGAAAGAUGAACAGAGCAAACUACAGAGAGAGCCUUGAUGAAAACCUGCUCCAGAACGCUCAGGACCUCAGACUGGGUAAAAGGUUCAACUUCCAACAGGACAACGACCCUAAGCACACAGCCAUGACAACGCAGGAGUGGCUUCGGGACAAGCCUCUGAAUGUCCUUUAGUGGCCCAGCCAGAGCACGGACUUGAACCCGAUCGAACAUCUCUGGAGAGACCUGAAAAUAGCUGUGCAGCAACGCUCCCCAUCCAACCUGACAGAGCGUGAGCAGAUCUGUAGAGAUGAAUGGGAGAAACUCCCCAAAUACAAGUGUGCCAAGCUUCAUACCCAAGAAGAUUGGAGGCUGUAAUCGCUGCUAAAGUUUUAUUUUAUUAUUUAUUUUAUUUUAUUUACCCUUUAUUUAACCAGGUAAGCCAGUUGAGAACAAGUUCUCAUUUACAACUGCGACCUGGCCAAGAUAAAGCAAAGCAGUGCGAUAAAAAACAACAACAACAGAGUUACAUAUGGGAUAAACAAAACGUACAGUCAAAAACACAGUAGAAAAUCUAUAUACAGUGUGUGCAAAUGUAGUAAGUUAUGGAGGUAAGGAAAUAAAUAGGCCAUAGUGCAAAAUAAUUACAAUUUAGUAUUAACACUGGAAUGAUAGAUGUGCAGAAGAUGAUGUGCAAAUAGAGAUACUGGGGUGCAAAUGAGCAAAAUAAAUAACAAUAUGGGGAUGAGGUAGUUGGGUGGGCUAAUUACAGAUGGGCUGUGUACAAGUGCAGUGAUCGGUAAGCUGCUCUGACAACUGAUGCUUAAAGUUAGUGAGGGAGAUAAGAUUCUCCAGCUUCAGAGAUUUUUGCAGUUCGUUGCAGUCAUUGGCAGUAGAGAACUGGAAGGAAUGGCGGCCAAAGGAGGUGUUGGCUUUUGGGAUGACCAGUGAGAUAUACUUGCUGGAGCGCAUACUACGGGUGGGUGUUGCUAUGGUGACCAAUGAGCUAAGAUAAGGCGGGGAUUUGCCUAGCAGUGAUUUAUAGAUGACCUGGAGCCAGUGGGUUUGGCGACGAAUAUGUAGUGAGGGCCAGCCAUCGAGAGCGUACAGGUCACAGUGGUGGGUAGUAUAUGGGUCUUUGGUGACAAAACGGAUGGCACUGUGAUAGACUACAUCCAAUUUGCUGAGUAGAGUGUUGGAGGCUAUUUUGUAAAUGACAUCGCCGAAGUCAAGGAUUGGUAGGAUAGUCAGUUUUACGAGGGCAUGUUUGGCAGCAUUAGUGAAGGAGGCUUUGUUGCGAAAUAGGAAGCCGAUUCUAGAUUUAAUUUUGGAUUGGAGAUGCUUAAUGUGAGUUUACGGUCUAACCAGACACCUAGGUAUUUGUAGUUGUCCACAUAUUCUAAGUCAGACCCGCCGAGAGUAGUGAUUCUAGUCGGGUGGGUGGGUGCAAGCAGCGUUCGAUUGAAGAGCAUGCAUUUAGUUUUACUAGUGUUUAAGAGCAGUUGGAGGCCACGGAAGGAGUGUUGUAUGGCAUUGAAGCUCAUUUGGAGGUUUGUUAACACAGUGUCCAAUGAAGGGCCAGAUGUAUACAAAAUGGUGUUGUCUGCGUAGAGGUGGAUCUGAGAGUCACCAGCAGCAAGAGCGACAUCAUGGAUAUACAGAGAGAAUAGAGUCUGCCCGAGAAUUGAACCCUGUGGCACCCCCAUAGAGACUGCCAGAGGUCCAGACAGGUGCUUCAACAAAGUACUUAUUAAAGGGUCUGAAUACUUAUGUCAAUUUGAUUUUUCAGUUUUAUACAUUUGCAAACAUUUCUAGAAACCUGUUUUUGCUUUGUCAUUAUGUGUUAUUGUGUGUAGAUUGAAGAGGGGAAAAAAACAAUGUAAUCCAUUUUAGAAUAAGGCUGUAACGUAACAAAAUGUGGAAAAAGUCAAGGGGUCUGAAUACUUUCCGAAUGCACCGUAGCUUUGUAGCUAAAACCAUUUGGACUCUACAGACGUUUUUGUAAAAAGACCCAGCCCCGGGCCCCUUCGGGAUCCACCCUGGUCUCACAAACACCACUCUAGCUCAGCCCCCGUCACACAGACUGAUAAUGGUUGGUAUCUACAGAUGCAAAAUAAAUAGACGAAUGCAAUGGCACACCCCAUGUAGCUCAAAGACAUGAUGUUUAAAGGAGGUUAGUAGUCCAAUACGAGCCAGUGUUACAGUGGGACUCAUUGGGUUAAAGGGUUGGUAGCAUAAACUUAAAGUUAAAUCGCUCCGCCAUUUCCUGGUUGCUAAAAUUCUAAUAGUUUGCCUAAUUUCAGUUUGUGACAAAACAAGCAAUCAUUGUACCAUCUAAACCGCUGUUAAAUAUAUUUUAUAUAACCACAAAUAUUGUAUUUUCAGCUGUUUGAAGCUGGUGUACAAAACCAAAAGUAAAAGAUACGAAACUUAAGAACGGGAAGCAUAGAAAUAGCACACAUACGACAGAUCUUCUGCUUCUGAGACUUGCUUUCAAUGAUAAUGACAUUUGGUCGGGUUGCAUCAAAAAAUGACAUAUUGCAGAUUUAACUACAUGUAACAUAUGGAUUUGCAUUAGUACAUACAUCAAAAGUCCAUAUGCAAAGUUACACGUCACUUUUCUAUUUUUCAAGUUAUUAUAUUAAACUCCAGAAAUUCCAAAGAAUGCCGAAGUCAUAUCGGAAAAUGUUUUUCCGGGGUGUGAUAUGGAGGACCCGGCAUGCCAGAUCAUUUCCUAUAAUGUAAACUCCAACAGAAAUAGCUUCAAAUGUAUAACUUCAAAUUUUACCAAAUCAUUUGCACUCAUGACUACUGGUUUCAAUUUAAUUUUCAACCAAUUUACAAGCAAAUAAUUUAUGAAUGUACACUACCGGUCAAAAGUUUUAGAACACCUAGUCAUUCAAGGGUUUUUCUUUAUUUUUACUAUUUUCUACAUUGUGGAGUGAUAGUGAAGACAUCAAAACUAUGAAAUGACACAUAUGGAAUCAUGUAGUAACCAAAAAGUGUUAAACAAAUCAAAAUAUAUUUUAUAUUUGAGAUUCUUCAAAUAGCCACCCUUGAUGACAGCUUUGCACGCUCUUGGCUUUCUCUCAACCAGCUUCACCUGGAAUGCUUUUCCAACAGUCUUGAAGGGUUUCCCACAUAUGCUGAGCACUUGUUGGCUGCUUUUCCUUCUCUCUGUGGUCUGACUCAUCCCAAACCAUCUCAAUUUGGUUGAGGUCGGGGGAUUGUGGAGGCCAGGUCAUCUGAUGCAGCACUCCAUCACUCUCCUUCUUGGUAAAAUAGCCCUUACACAGCCUGGAGGUGUGUUGGGUCAUUGUCCUGUUGAAAAUCAAAUGAUAGUCCCACUAAGACCAAACCAGAAGGGAUGGUGUAUCGCUGCAGAAUGCUGUGGUAGCCAUGCUGGUUAAGUGUGCCUUGAAUUCUAAAUAAAUCACUGACAGUGUCACCAGCAAAGCACCCCCACACCAUAACACCUCCUCCUCCAUCCUUUACGGUGGGAAAUACACAUGCGGAGAUCAUCCGUUCACCCACACCGGUUGGAACCAAAAAUCUCAAAUUUGGACUCCAGACCAAACGACAAAUUUCCACCGGUCUAAUGUCCAUUGCUCGUGUUUCUUGGCCCAAGCAAGUCUCUUCUUCUUAUUGGUGUCCUUUAGUAAUGGUUUCUUUGCAGCAAUUCGACCAUGAACACAGUCUCCUCUGAACAGUUGAUGUUGAGAUGUGUCUGUUACUUUAACUCUGAAGCAUUUAUUUGGGCUGCAAUUUCUGAGGCUGGUAACACUAAUGAUCUUAUUCUCUGCAGCAGAGGUAACUCUGGGUCUUCCAUUCCUGUAGCGGACUUCAUGAGAGCCAGUUUCAUCAUAGCGCUUGAUGGUUUUUGCAGCUGCACUUGAAGAAACUUUAAAAGUUCUUGAAAUGUUCCGUAUUGACUGACCUUCAUGUCUUAAAGUAAUGAUGGACUGUCGUUUCUCUUUGCUUAUUUGAGCUGUUCUUGCCAUAAUAUGGACUUGGUCUUUUACCAAAUAGGGCUAUCUUCUGUAUACCACCCCUACCUUGUCACAACACAACUGAUUGGCUCAAACACAUUAAGAAGGAAAGAAAUUCCACGAAUUAACUUUUAACAAGGCACACCUUUUAAUUGAAAUGCAUUCCAGGUGACUACCUCAUGAAGCUGGUUGAGAGAAUGCCAAGAGUGUGCAAAACUGUCAUCAAGGCAAAGGUUGGCUACUUUGAAGAAUCUCAAAUAUAAAAACUUUUUUGGUUACUACAUGAUUCCAUAUAUGUUAUUUCAUAGUUUUGAUGUCUUCACUAUUAUUCUACAAUGUAGAAAUUUGUAAAAAUAAAGAACAACCCUUGAAUGAGUAGGUGUUCUAAAACUUUGGACCGGUAGUGUAUUGUUACAAAUCAACUUGCAAGCCAACUAUCCUGCCAACGUUAGCCCUACCAGCCUGCUAACGUUAGCCCUACCGUGACGUUAGCACUGCAUGAGUCUGCCAGUUGCUAUCAACACCUAGCUUACAGCAACAUUAAAGUAAACCAACGUUUUGGAAAUCCAUAAUGCCAUCUAACCAGUUAUCAAAGAAUGUUAUCAAAGAAUGUUAGCUCUAUGCAGUUAUAUUACCCAGCAAGCUAGCGUUAGCUAUUUAGCCAACUAGCUAUUAGCCGAGCCAGCCUAGCCAACCACCACGGUUAUGGUAGGCAAGCCAGAGGCCAACAACUGGAGACCAGCAAGAACACAACUAACAACACAACUAAAACAUAACCGCAGAUCAACAGCAAAGAGAGAGAAGAGACUUACUGAUUGAUGGCUGGGGCCAAUCCGAUGGUAAAACUUUUAAAAGAGUGCAGGCUGAGUUAGCUACCUAAGCGAGGGGCAGGCGGGCGCUUCACUGGGCAAAGGGAGAGUCAGUGAGGGAAAUCCAAUGGCUAAGAAAAAUCCAAAAUAGAUGGAUUCCAGAUGUCAGCUAGUGCGCUAGCACUAAGCCAAGGUGGGAAAAGUUAACAAAACAAAAGGAGUACAAACAAGGUACUAUACAAUUAGAGCAAGCAGGAAUGAUUUUCUCUUUCGUUUUGAGCCCACGGCAAGAAGGCAGUAGAGCCUGCAGUGCUAACGGGUUCCCACUAGAUAACACAGCCACAAGGUCAGGGAAGAGCAUAUGGAUGCUAACAUUAGCCAGCUUGAGCUAGCUAACGAGCUAACAUACGAACUCGGUAGCACAGAGUAGAUUCUCCAUAUGACAUUGAGAAAUAGUGCAUUGUGGGUAGUUUAGAAGAUAUCCAGAAAUAAGUUGAUAAAUAAGUAAUAACCCAAAAACAUAACAAUGUUUGUAGUUAUAGUUUACCAGAUCGUAACUACAACUAAGUUACUAAGUCUUUGACCACACUGUGUUGUUACUUUGGUGAGUAAAAACUCAAGCUUCCUACCCUUUAAUGAGAAUGUGUUCCAAGUCCACUUCUCUGAUAGAAUACUGCUGAUGUAGCCAGUGACUGGAGAAGAAAGAUAAGUGUGUCGUGUUUUGACGUUGUGUUUGUGGUAUGUGUGUGUGUCUCAGGGGGAGGAUGAGACGGCUUUGCGGCAGUGUUAUGAAGGAGUACAGAGAGACAGCGAAGUGAUACAUGUCAGAGACACAGUGCUGCUGCGCUCCGGUCCGAGGAAGAAGUCCCUGCCCUACGUCGCCAAAAUAUCGGCGCUCUGGGAGGACCCCAAAUCUGGUGAGAGAGAGAUAGCAGGAUGUCUGAACCUGUUGUUGGGGUAUAAUAGAUGGCUGUGUGUGUGUCCCAGCUAGCACAUAACGUUCUGAGAACCAUAUGUUUCUUAGAGGUUGGUGAGUGCUUGGUUGUCCUAUGGUUAUUUUGCAUAUAACCUUCCUGCAACUUUCUGGGAAUGGUGCAGGAUAGUUGCUUGGCUUUGGAACAUUCUCAGCACAUUUAAGGAACUUUGCCCCCCAAAAAUAUAUAUAUAUUGGUAUUUCAUUACUUUAACAGAACGUUUCCUAAAAGUUCAAACAUGGUUACAUUUAAUUUCAAUUUUGGUAAUGUUCUAGGAACGUUCUCCAACUGGUUUGGCAUUGGGAAUGUUCUCAUAGUUAAGUUAAAACGUUAAGAAACAAUGUUCUUCUGUGGGAAUAUCAGUACUUCAGCAUAAUGUUUCCUACAGGUUUCCUCGUGGUUGGUUGUAUUUAAGGUCAUGUUCUCAAGUUGUUCUGAGAACAUUAAGAAAACGUUCCAUAAAAACAACAAGAAAACUUUAGUAACGUUGUGAGAAUGUUCUAAAAAUGUUAUUUAAAAACAUAUACAUUCCAUUCUCAGUAUCAACAAAACUCUCUAUCUUGUUAAGUGUUCUCAGGUUUGUUGGCCGUGCCCACUAAUUGGCCACACCUGAUCUUAAUGAGUGCUUGUUUCCUUUGAAAUUGGGUCUGUUUGAAUAGACUAAUAUGAACAGCUUUGUAUGUGUAAAAAAAACAUGGCAUGUUAGCUCCAUCCUGGUGGCAUAGUGGACUAAUUCCAUGGAUGGAGAACAGAAGAUUAUAGGUUUGAAUCUCACUGAUGCCUUGUCACAAUAAAACGUGUUUGUAUGAUUAAUGCCUAAGGAAAUUAAUUUCCAUGUGUCCUAUCUGUGCUUGGCGUUGAAAAUGUUUAACGCAAAAUAAGCUAGCAGUGUUAUUAAAAGUCUUAUUGAAACAUUCAGUGAAAGUUUUAACGAAGUCGUUCAAAAACCUCCAAAUAACCUUUAAUAAAACCUCCCAGGAAAACUUUCAAGGAACCAGAGUAAAAGUUUCUGGGGUGUGUGUGUUUGUGGUUGUUGUAGGCUGUGAAUGGUUGUUUGUGUCUGCUGGCUGUGGUGUUAUUUGAGGACCAUUGUUUGUCUGAAAUGCUGCUUAUGUCUGGCUGGUGAGAGACUGCUCGUAUUUGUGUGUGUGUGCUGUUGGUUGGCAAAGCUGUACCUUUAUUCCUCUGUGGUUGUCUCUGUGUGUGUGUGUGUGUGUGUGUGGUGCGUGCGUGCGCGCCUGUGUGUUUAUGCGCGCCUGUGUGUUUUGACCGCGUGUGUGUGUGUGUCUCCUCUGCUCAGGAGAGCUGAUGAUGAGCCUGUUCUGGUACUAUCGACCUGAACACACACAGGGAGGCCGAGACUCCAGCAUGCACUGUGAGGUGAGGACAACUCUCUGACUCCACGAUAGGACAACUCAACUCAACUAUGGCUCAAUCUUAGAAGUCUAAAGAGGCGUCUCCUCAUCUCCUUUGCUUCAUCGCAGUAGUCUGAAGUGGCUUCCUCUCUUCAAUCUCAUCUCCUUACCUUUGAUUGUGUGGUGAUUUGAUAAUUCUAUGUCUGUUUCUCACCAUUCAGAAAGAGAUUUUUGCCUCUCGGCAUCAAGACGAGAACAGUGUGGCCUGCAUCGAAGAGAGAUGCUAUGUUCUCCCACUAGCACAAUACUGUAGGUAAGAAACCACACAAACACACACUGAGAGAGACCAUGUAUCCAUAAUUAACACUGUAGGUGAAACUCCUCGCCGUUUGCUGUUAGCUUUAGUCCAAUGCAGAGGGUAAGAUGUCUCUCAAUUAGCACCACUUGCUAUCUAGGCAUUCUUUAGCAGGUAAUAUCACAUCACUGACACUAGAAGUGCUCUAAGGGAGAGGCACCUCACUGUAGCAUGGUCAAUUGACUAGAGGUAUAAAGUAAAGGAAAAAAGAGAAGAAAAAAUGAAGAUUCAAAACUCACUUUAAUUUUCCAUCUAUAGAUUUUGUGCCUUAGUGAAGCGGCGUGCGGAGGGUGCGCCACCUGGCUCUGCCAGAGUGGUCCCCUGCCCCUCGGACUUCGACCCCCCCAACCACCGCCAGGUUCCCGCCAACACCGACCCUGAACUGGUGUACCUCUGCCGCCACGUCUACGACUUCCGCUACGGACGCAUCCUCAAGAACCUGCAGUAG